UUAUAGACCAAGCAGGCACGACUGAAUUAAGUCAUCGCCUUUUGCAAUGAAUCACAGGCAUCAACGACUGAAGGGUUAGUUGUAGCAGUAUCAGCAAUUGGCACCGGAGAUACGGCAGGUAAUAGUCAUCAAUUACACCCAUUCGUCAGACUUCAUUCAGCUUGCUGUCCCGAAACAUUGCUGAGGUUUCACGGGAUGAAAGCAGAUAUCGAACGUAUUAACUUAACUGCCCCAUCUGCAGAGCUGAUCAUAACUAGGUCGCUUCGCCUAUUGUAGGCAAUGAAUACCACGUGAUGCUAUUGAAAUACGCGCUGCGUCACUCACUCUUCAUCUAUUCAUAGUGAUCGCAUUAGAUCGUAUAGUCGCCUCGCUUUCAUCGGUUUGUAGUCAGCCAUUUUGCGAUUGUGCUUUGUUGAAAGUGUGUGUGUGUUUCCGUAGCCUCUCACUGACUGUAACUCAACAGCGAUCGGCAUUAAACAUCUCGCACGGCUUUCUAUACGGAACUAUAAGGACACCGUAACAGUUUAUCUGCAGUCGGAUUAUAUACAUACAUACAAACGUAUAUUUUAUACCUUCAUUUAAGAAAGACACUGACUUAUAUACACAUGUAUGUUUUUAGGCCCAAAUUAUUCCGAAGAUAAGUGCCUAUUUUACCAUGAGCCAUCUAGUUAUUAAGCAUGCCAAACGCAACUAGCCUUGGAAACUUCUACCCAUCUCCAAAUCACAAAAAUGAUUUAACAGCUUAAACCAGCAGCUUUACAAUAAAGAAAUCAACAGCUCUGUGCACUUAUUAUCAAUACCUGAAGAAAAAUUAAAAACUCAAUCUACUAUAAUGGAUUCUCUAACUUUGAUUUCAAGACCUAUUGAUGUGAUGAAACUAAAAUCUUUCAGUCAACUGAACACAGUCUGUUACAAUGGAGAUACUAUCAGGAUGAAUCCUUCUGUUCAAAACAAAGGGGACAUGAUACUCAGUUCUGAGACAAAAAACUUUACAGAACUAUUUCCUCGUGAGUCUUCAUUUCCAAGCAUGAAAAAGACAUCAGAUGUUGAGUGUGUACCAUUAGCUGGGUCUUCUUUGCAGUCUACCACUGGGCAUCUUCCUUGUGUUACUACUCCACUUGUAGCAUUUGUUAAUCCAACAGCUACUUCAUUAAUGUCUCAAACCUUGAAACCUGUUUCAUCAACUUCUAAUUCUUCUCCUCUGUGCUCAAGUAGCCAGGUUGCUGGAAAAAACAACUUACAUCAACAAUCUGCUCAACAAUUAAUUUUUGUUAAAUCUUCUGUCUCACAACCAAAAUCAGACACUUAUGUGAUUACUGCUGGGGAAAAAUCAAAUAGCUUUAUGAAACCAGCAUCACAAACAUUCUUUGGAAAUGACUGUACAAAACUGAUACCGGUGGCAACUAUUGUUCCAAACAAUGCUUCCCUUAUAACAAAUUCAAAAAAGAAUGUCAAUUCUGAUCUCCAUCGGGAACCAGCUCUUGCAAGUCAAAACUUCAAACAGUUCAAAGGUGAUAAAAUUUCAUCAAAUAUAAAAAUGUCUUUACCACAUUCUUCUAUGUUUCAUUCUAAUUCCAAUAAUAUCUUGACCACUUCUCCCUCAAUGCCAUCUCCAUUGAUCUUUUCUUCAUACAAUUCAAAACCGGAACUCUCUGAUCACACAGCUACAAUGUCACAACCAUUAAACCUGACACUUCAAGUUGUUCCACAACCUUUUACAAACAUUGAAUCAAAAAACACAUGCUCUAAUCAAGUGAGAAAGUCUAAAUAUGUUCCUGUUCAACAGUUUUAUCAUCCUAACAUGGCUCUUCAUUCACUGCCAAAUCCUCAUCCUACUCUUAAUCAAACAAAUCAACUCCAAAUGUUUUAUAGUCCUCUUUCCCAUAACUGUUUUACUUCUCCCUCUAUAGAUUAUAGCCAAUUUCAAAACCAAACUCUACCAUUACAAAGAUCUCAACCAGUUGACUCGAAUUUUGCUCUCGGUUCUCCUUAUGGGCAAUACAUAAAUCCAGGUACUCGAGAGCACAACAGUAAUCCAGUUUCUCAAGCACACCAAAUAAAUCCUGUCCCUCAUAACCACCCCAUCACUCAUAAUUCAUCUCAUUUUACUCAGGGAGCGUUUGGUAACACUUCUGUUUUGACAAACCCAGUUUUACUAAACACUACAGGCAAUUGUUCGGACCCUCCACUUGCCCUGAAGAUAGACUCAAUAUAUUCUCUUGCUGACAAUUCAGAAAACAAAUGUGAUCUCAAUUUAGUUCCUUCAACAUUAGGUUUUAAACCGUCAAAGCUAGGUCUUAAUAUUUCAGGUAAAAUUUCAAUAGAAUCCAAGGAAAAUGUGAAAACAAAACGGAAACCAAGUUUGCAAAGACCACGAGGACGACCUCCUCAAAAGACUCCCAAAUUUGUAAAUAAAAAGCAGCGGGACAACAAACCUAAAAAAAUCAAAGCAAGUAAACCACUUAGGGAAUCCAAGUCAGUGUUAAAUAAUAAUUUACCUAUCAGUAGGGAAGAUAUCACUGUAAGUUGCCAUGCAAAUGACUUUGAAAGUUUAAAGCCUAUUACUGAUGAGGAGCGGAAACUUAACAGCUUUUUUAAAUAUCUUGGACUUUGUCGCAGUUCAACAGUCAAUACAGAUAAAUCCAAAAAGUGUUGCGACUUGUCAGGUGGGGUUGGGGGUAAAAUCAGCAGCCACUGCUAUGUCUCUAGGGAAUUAGCACGCUGCUUUAGUUGUUAUCUUGUUGUUCCCAAAUUAAAUCUUCCUAGUGACUUCUCCUUAAUGAAUACCAAUGAUAGCUUAGCUACAGUCAAAACUUCAGAAAAAUGUUCAAAAGAAUGUCGUCAUAAUUUUCUCAGUGAGUUAGGGUCUACAACUGGAAUUGUUCCAAGAAGUGGUGAAAUAGAUUUCUAUUGGAAAAUUAUUCCUGAAAUUGCUAAAUGUUCUCAUACAAGGAAAAAAUACUGCCGAAAGUCUAAGAUGAAAGCUAUUGCUAAUGGUGUUGGUUCUGAAUGCAAAUGUGUAGGAUGUGUUAGCUGCCCUUCAAAGAAACCUGUAAAUCAUGGAAAGAUAAAUUAUUUGAAGAAAAAAGUGAAGACAGACAUAUCAUCUCCAAGGAUGACUGUUCUGAAAGGAAUACGAGAAAAAAUUACCACAAAAUACUCAAAAAAGAAAGAAUUUGCUUCUAGUGAAUUAAACAAAAACCUUAAGUCAGAAGAUUCAAAGCAAUUCAACAAUGGUUUUAGAACUGAUAAAAUAAUGUAUCCAAUAGAUAAAAAGAAGAAAUUAAAAAGCGAAACAUUUAUUGGAAAACCUGAUAUAAAAGUUUGUAAUGAACAACAAGAAAGUAAAGGAAAAAUAAAUACAUUGUUGUAUCAUGACAAACCUCACUAUCACCAGGCAGUAGAAACAACACCAAGAUUAACAUUUUCAGACACUCCAAAACCACUAACUGAACUUGAUAUUCCCCCAAAAAAUAACUUACCAUUAAUAGGUUCCUCUUGUGACUCUUCUGAUCGUAUUAAACGACUGAAAGAAAUCUUAAAAGAACAGCAAAGAGAUUUAGAAAUUGCACGGCAGUAUCUCAAGUCUAAUGAAAGACAAACAGAAAAUUUUCAGAGUAUUACAAAUUAAAACAACAUAUAACAGUUGUAAAGAUUCAGUAUUUUAAAGAUAGAUUUUAUAGUUUUAGCACUGUAACCCUUUACAUUCAAGCACAGUUUUAUACAAAUACACACAUACUACAGUCAUGCAUAUGUAUACAUAAGUGAUUUGAUAUCAUAAUACUUUCUCAUAUUUAGAUUCAUGCUUGCAUUCUUACAUGCAUGCAUGCAUACAUUCAUGCACUCAUAGACAUACAAUGUGUAGUGCAUGUGUUUGACUAUUAAAACAAUUUCAAGUGCCUAAUUUAAAUUAGGAUCGGUUGGUACUCUGCUAGCACCGUUCUACUUCCUAGUCAUACAGUCCAGUUUGCUAAUGAAGAUGUUUGACUUGUUCAUUAAAUCUAGAUUUUCCCUUUAUUGAAUUGUGGCCUCUAUUUAAAAAUUUUAUAUUUCCUUUGUAUAUAUAUAUAAAUUAUCAUACAAACACAGAAACAAGUAAAACAAAGCUCACAGGCAUUGUUAGUGUUUCAAGUAAUCCAGUAGCUCAAAAUGGUGAAUUUAUUAUUUUUUCUCCUUAUUUGCUACUGAAUUGAACAAUUUGAACUUUUGAGACAAUGAAAUGAAAGUAAAUUAAGUUGGUUCAUUAUUUACAGUUACUAACAUUAUGAAAAUAUCAACUUAUUUAUUAAAAUUAUAUUGUAAUAUUUAACAAUGUUUGAGAAAACUCUGUGACAUCUUUAGAUUUUUCACUGCCCAGUCUAAACUUUGUGUCCGGAAUUGACUCUUCAAUUCAGAUUUUAUCCAUUAUGAAUUGGAAUGGUUUUAAAUUUUUUAUAAAUCUAUUAAAAUUUGCAAGUUUUUAUUUUGCGCGUUUAUAGAAGCUAUACUCCUAAAACUUGAUUUUUAGUUCAAGUUUGUAGAGCUCAUCCACUAUUGGUAGUGAGUAAAAACAUCUGAAAUCAA
Messenger RNA from Octopus sinensis (East Asian common octopus), 4563 nucleotides. RefSeq lists its product as uncharacterized. The transcript is spliced from 2 exons. NCBI's taxonomy places the organism in Eukaryota, Metazoa, Mollusca, Cephalopoda, Octopoda, Octopodidae. The record is from RefSeq and is a predicted model, not a curated record. The coding region runs from base 833 to 3631 and encodes 932 amino acids.